Malaya genurostris is the source of this 1941-nucleotide messenger RNA. It is a transcript of the gene r-l, whose product is annotated as uridine 5'-monophosphate synthase. Gene Ontology annotation, biological process: 'de novo' pyrimidine nucleobase biosynthetic process; 'de novo' UMP biosynthetic process. Gene Ontology annotation, molecular function: orotidine-5'-phosphate decarboxylase activity; orotate phosphoribosyltransferase activity. The transcript has 3 exons. The coding region runs from base 296 to 1759 and encodes 487 amino acids. NCBI's taxonomy places the organism in Eukaryota, Metazoa, Arthropoda, Insecta, Diptera, Culicidae. The record is from RefSeq and is a predicted model, not a curated record.
AUUUAACCCACACCAGGUUGAGAAAUCUACACAGCUGCGAAUUGAUUAAUUUGUUUAGAAGAGUUGUACGUACACCAGCAGUUUCGCCGGAAUUUAUUGCUCAUUCUUACUAUAUAGCAGAGUGUCCUAUUUCGAUUAGUGCUCAAAUAACAAAGUUUCAAAUUGUGCGUCCGAACAUCGUUUCAGUUUAGCGAACGAUUUUCGCCGGACACUAAAUUGUUGUCCACUCUUUACGUGUAACAAAGGAAAACCAAGCCACGUGUAUAUUUACCGAUAGAAUCAAAACUGUUCAACAAUGGAUCAGGUCAAACUCAAGCAACUCGCAAUUAAAUUGUUUGAAAUCAACGCGUUCAAAUUUGGUGAUUUCAAGAUGAAAGUGGGAAUAAAUUCACCGGUUUAUUUUGAUCUUCGUGUCAUUGUUAGUUAUCCGGAUGUGAUGAACACUCUUGCGGACCUGCUGACGGAGUUUAUUGAGCUUAUCCAGGUCGACUCGGGUGCCCAUUUGUGCGGUGUUCCUUACACGGCUCUACCCGUGGCGACACUUAUUUCGAUCAAAGCCAACAAACCGAUGUUGAUUCGACGUAAGGAAGCCAAAACGUACGGCACCAAGAAGAUGAUCGAGGGUAAAUUUAGCGCCGGCGACAAAUGUCUCAUCAUCGAGGACGUGGUGACAUCCGGGUCGAGCAUCCUGGACACGGUGAAUGAUCUACGAGCGGAGGGCCUCGCGGUGACAGAUGCCAUUGUGGUGGUAGAUCGCGAACAAGGAGGUGCCCACAAUACGGAGGAAAAUGGAGUCAAAAUGCACUCGCUGUUUACUCUAUCCUACCUGUUGAAUGUUCUGCUUGAAGCCGGACGCAUCGAAGAAGGGACGGUGCAAUCCGUUGCCAAGUACAUACAAGGGGCGCAGAUUCGAAGCGAUGGAUCAUUUGUGAAAAACGGUGGCAAGGUUAUUAACGAGCUUAGUCGGGUAAGAAUGACAUUUGAAGCGCGCGCUGAUUUAGCGAAAUGCGCGCUCACCAAGGAACUGAUGAAAUUGAUUGCCAGUAAGAAAAGUACGCUUUGUCUGGCAGCGGAUCUAACCAAUUCGGAAGAGAUUCUGAAAUUGGUAGAAAAAGUCGGUCCUUAUAUUUGUCUACUGAAGACUCACGUCGACAUAGUGGAAGACUUCAAUGACAACUUUGUGAAAGCUCUUCAAUCGUCAGCUAAAAAAUACAACUUUAUGAUAAUGGAGGAUCGAAAAUUUGCAGACAUUGGUAACACCGUGGCGCUUCAGUACGCCAGCGGACCAUUUAAAAUCUCCAGUUGGGCUGACCUUGUAACGGUCCAUGCACUUCCCGGCCAAGGUAUUCUGAAGGGUCUGAAAUCGGCGUUGAAUGAUCCGACGCAACAAAGAGGAGUGUUUCUACUAGCUGAAAUGAGUUCCCAAGGUAGCUUGGCGACACCGCAGUACAGCUCGUCAACUAUGAAAAUUGCCACGGAAACGGACGUAGAUUUCGUAGCCGGAAUCGUUUGCCAGAGUGCCGAUUUGGUUGCGUUCCCGGGAUUGUUGCAACUGACACCGGGCGUUAAGAUCGAAGAAGGAGUCGAUGGACUUGGUCAAAAGUACGAUAGUCCCGAACACGCGGUCAAAGAAAAGGGAGCUGAUAUUUGUGUCGUCGGGAGAGGAAUACUUAGCGCAAAAAAUCAGUCUGAUAUGGCAAAGUUAUACCGGGACAGGCUUUGGGCAGCUUAUUGCGAGCGCGUUGGAAUUAGUGGGUAAGCUUCCAUGUUAAUGUUUCUGAAUAUGAUUCGAUAAAAAUAGUUACCUGACAAAAAUUUAGGCCCAUUCCAGAUUUAGGUUGUGAAAUUUGUAAACAUAAAAUGAUAUUCGAAAUGUCUUUGACAGGCAAAAGGUUAUAUAGAUCCGAAACGUAUGACUAAAUAAAGCAAUAAUCACUAUAA